AUGGCGGUGGGCAGUACCGCGGUUUCGCAAGAUUCCCGGCCGCACGGCGACGCGCCAUCCAAAGCCGACGGUGAUACCUUCGGCUCUAGCCUGUCUACUAGGUCGUCCGACGAGAAGGCCGAUAUCCAGGAACCGUGGGACAGCAGCGAACUCGGAGCAGUAGGCCUAGCGAAGCUCCUGUGCUACCGCUACGGCCUGGUCGUGACGGCCAUGAGUCUGCUCAUGGUCGUCGUGGGCUACGGCGCGCCGGCAUUGGUGCGAGCGUACGCGCUGAGCUGCACCGACCCGGGCUGCCUGGAGCCCACCGCGGCGCUCGAGCGCUCGGUGGCCGACGCCCGCGGGGACCCUUGCGACGACUUCUACGGUUUCGUUUGCGGAGGGUGGCAAAGGGAAAACCCCGGAGUCGCAAGCCAUUUCCAGACUCUGCAGCAGCGCGUCGCCACGGCGGCGAUCAUUAGCCUCGUGCUGGAUGAUGGUGAGGGUGCACUUCCCUCGCACCAGGUGGCGCGCCUUUUCCAACGCUGCGGACAGGUGGCCUUCAACGGGCAGCACAGGAUCGACGAGCUGCACGCCUUCCUCGACCGCUUCAACCUCAGCUGGCCGACGCCGCCUUCGAGGUCCAAGCUGGAAACUCUGGACGUGAUGGUGUCCUUGUCCCUGGACUGGGGCAUACCGGUGUUCUUCCAGUUGAGCGUGGACCGCUACUUCAAGCGUCCAGGCUUCCGCACUCUUCACUUCUCCGGCAACCCGUACUUGCUCGAGUGGUUCAUGACGCGCAACGCGCUCCAGGAGAGGGGCGUCCUCCUCGCCUACUUCGACCGCGUUUCGCUCAUUAUGAACGGCUCGAGCGCGUCGAAGCGCGUCGUCGAAGAGGUACUCCAACUGGACAACCACGUGCUCAUGACAAUGGUGCCCUCUCUGGUGGAUCCGCGACCGGACACCGACCUAGUGUACGUGGUCAUGGAGCAGCUGGACUACAUCACGGGGCCUUACCUAUCCACAUCUGAGUGGCUUCUAGUCCUAAACAAGCACUUGCCCGUGGAACUGGGGCCCAAAGACGAGAUUUUCGUCAUGAACAAGCGGCUACUGCGACUACUUGGGGUACUUGUCGGCAACCUAGAGGACACCAAUAAUCUGCUCGCUUACGUCACUUGGCACGUGACGCGGCAUCUCGCGAGCGUCACUUCGUAUCCGCUAUCGCGCGCCCAGUUCGCAGACGGGCCCAGCGCCGACGCGAACACGCUGGGCUACAUGAUGGGUCGCUGCUACAUGGACGCCGACACGGCGAUGCCGUUCGCCUUCGCGCACGUCUUCAACCAACGCUGGCUUCCCGCGGACUCCGUGGGCCACGCGAGAAGCGUGUUGGACAACAUUCACACUGUGGCCAACAAGUCCAUGGCCUCGCUGACCUGGAUGGACGAGGAAACCAAGAGCGGAGCGCUCGAAAAGCUGGCCACCCUGCGCGCCAUCGUGGGCAACCUGGAGCGCGAUUCCGAAGAAGACUCUCUGCGAUGCCUCUAUCCGUACGUACCCGAACUUAGCGGCUCGUACCUGGACAUGGCGCUCGCGUUUCGCUCGGCGGAGCUGCGCCACGCCAAGAGGUUCUUGCGGGUCAACGAGUCCUCGGCGCCGUCGUCCUCAUACGAAGUCAGCGUGCCGUUGACGCUCGUCAACGCGUUCUACUUGCCCGUGUACCACGUGAUGGUGAUCCCGGCAGCCAUACUGUAUCCGCCGUUCUACGUGGCGGGCUACCCGGCGUCCUACAACUACGGCAGCCUGGGCCACGUCGUGGGCCACGAGAUGACUCACGCGUUCGACCCGGACCUGGGACUGUACGGGCGCGACGGCCUCCGGCACAACUGGUGGACGCCCGCCUCCCAGGAGAGGUUCGCGGGCAAGCUGAGGUGCCUACGGCGCCUCUACAACGAGAGACCCUGGUCCGGAGGCGCCAACUUCGGGGAGCACGCUCUGUCCGAGAACUUCGCCGACAGUGGAGGCAUGAUCAAGGCUUACAAGGCCUACCGGGCGAGCGCCCAGCGAGCGCGCAGCUGUGCCACCGGGACUCUCCAAAUUCAGCGAUGA
Rhipicephalus microplus (southern cattle tick) is the source of this 2082-nucleotide messenger RNA. RefSeq lists its product as uncharacterized. NCBI's taxonomy places the organism in Eukaryota, Metazoa, Arthropoda, Arachnida, Ixodida, Ixodidae. The record is from RefSeq and is a predicted model, not a curated record.